AUGAGCAAGAACCUGCUCUCGGUGCCACAGAUUAACAGCCAUGGCAAGUUUCAAGUCGUGUUUGACGGGUCCAAGAUGUAUGUAACUCUCAAGAACUCACAGCAAGUGGUGGCGACAGCGGAUCUCGUGGAUGGACUCUACUGGCUUCGGACGACUCAACGAUCAGCGAAUGUGACAACAAGUGGAACCAGUUGUGCCGAUCUACAUGCGAGAAUGGGUCAUGCUCCAGUCGAUGUACUUCGCAAGAUGAUCGCGACCAACAUGAUCAAGGAUUUGCGAGUCCCUCUCAAGUCGGGUGGAGCAACUACAUGUCGAGGAUGUCAACAAGGGAAAAUGGUCCAAAAACCAUUUCCAAGCAACCGAGACAAGCGCAGCUACGAUACGUUUGAGCUACUUCAUCUGGACAUCUGCGGGCCCAUGGAAAAGGAUUCGCUCGGUGGCAGCAAAUAUUUGCUGCUGAUCAUCGACGAAGCCAGUGGAUGCAUGAAGGGCUUUUGUCUACGAGUGAAGUCCGAGAGUGAAGAUUACAUCCGGAAAUAUAUCACCAUGGUACAGACGCAAUUCUGUAAGAAGGUCAAGCUCGUGCGACACGACGGAGCUCGCGAGUUUGCAACCAACUCGCUUCAACUGUUCUACGAGGAUGAAGGCAUUGAACAGCAGACGACGGUGCCGUAUGCACACCAGAACAACGGAACAGCAAUCGCGCCAUCGGGACUAUCGUCACGAUCGGCCGCAGCAUGCUUCACCAUGCCAAGUUGGACAAGUGCUUCUGGGCUGAAUUAG
Molecule: messenger RNA, 783 nt
Organism: Peronospora matthiolae
Lineage: Eukaryota; Oomycota; Peronosporomycetes; Peronosporales; Peronosporaceae
Source: the annotation of a GenBank genome assembly